UUCACGCCCCCGACGCGCAGGACGCCGAGGCGAGGCCCGCCUCCCGUCCAAGGAGCCACAUCCGCGUCGUGCCACGCCGCCAGCUCCCCGCGGGGGGACUACUUCGCUCCCCGCCCCUCCGUCCCGCGCUACUUCCUGCCGCGGACGCGUCGGUGCGCGGCGCGCACGGCAUGGCGGCGGCGGCGCGCGCCUGAGGAGCUGGGGGUACGCCGGCCCGGUCAGGCCUCGGCGCGGCCUACACGCUCCACUCGCUCGCUCGCUCGCUCCCGCCCGGCGCCCCGCCAUGGCGGAGCCUUCGCCGGCCCGACGUCCGGUGCCUCUCAUCGAGUCGGAGCUGUACUUCCUCAUCGCCCGCUACCUCUCAGCUGGCCCGUGUCGCCGAGCGGCGCAGGUGCUGGUGCAGGAGCUGGAGCAGUACCAGCUGUUGCCGAAGAGAUUGGACUGGGAGGGCAACGAGCACAGCAGGAGCUACGAGGAAUUGGUCUUGUCCAAUAAACAUGUGGCUCCCGACCACCUACUACAGAUAUGCCAGCGUAUCGGUCCGAUGCUGGAUAAGGAGGUUCCGCCCAGUAUCUCAAGAGUCACGUCUUUGCUUGGUGCAGGAAGGCAAUCUUUGCUACGAACAGCAAAAGACUGCAGGCACACAGUGUGGAAGGGCUCUGCCUUUGCUGCUCUUCACAGAGGAAGACCUCCUGAAAUGCCCGUGAAUUAUGGCCCCCCACCGAGUCUUGUGGAGAUACACCGAGGAAAGCAGCUCACAGGGUGUUCCACUUUUAGCACAGCGUUCCCAGGAACUAUGUACCAGCAUAUAAAGAUGCACAGGAGGAUUCUCGGACAUCUGUCUGCUGUGUACUGUGUAGCAUUUGAUAGGACAGGACAUAGAAUCUUUACUGGUUCAGAUGAUUGUUUGGUAAAGAUUUGGUCAACACAUAAUGGCCGCUUGUUGUCUACGUUAAGAGGCCAUUCUGCAGAGAUUUCAGACAUGGCUGUAAACUACGAGAACACACUGAUUGCUGCAGGAAGCUGUGAUAAGAUCAUUAGGGUGUGGUGCUUGAGGACUUGCGCCCCAGUUGCUGUGCUGCAAGGACACACGGGGUCAAUUACAUCUUUGCAGUUUAGCCCAAUGGCCAAAGGACCUCAGCGGUACAUGGUUUCUACUGGUGCUGAUGGCACUGUUUGCUUUUGGCAGUGGGAUUUAGAGUCCUUGAAAUUCAGUCCACGACCCCUGAAGUUCACGGAAAAGCCAAGGCCUGGUGUUCAGAUGCUGUGUUCUUCAUUUAGCGUUGGUGGUAUGUUUUUAGCUACAGGUAGUACUGAUCAUGUAAUCAGAAUGUAUUUUUUGGGAUUUGACGCACCUGAAAAAAUCGCCGAGCUUGAAAGCCACACUGACAAAGUUGAUAGUAUCCAGUUCUGUAACAAUGGUGACCGGUUCUUAAGUGGUAGCCGAGAUGGAACAGCACGGAUCUGGAGGUUUGAGCAGUUGGAAUGGAGAAGCAUUUUACUGGACAUGUCUGCCAGGAUCUCAGGAGACACAUCUUCAGAAGAAGAGAGGUUUAUGAAACCCAAAGUUACAAUGAUUGCUUGGAACCAGGAUGAUAGCACCGUGGUUACAGCUGUGAAUGAUCAUGUCCUCAAGGUGUGGAGUUCCUACACUGGACAGCUGCUUCAUAACUUACUGGGACAUGCUGAUGAAGUGUUUGUUUUGGAGACACAUCCCUUUGAUUCCAGGAUUAUGUUAUCUGCAGGACACGAUGGCAGCAUAUUUAUAUGGGAUAUUACAAAGGGCAUCAAGAUGAAGCAUUACUUUAAUAUGAUCGAAGGGCAAGGACAUGGAGCUGUGUUUGACUGCAAGUUUUCACAGGACGGACAACAUUUUGCCUGUACAGAUUCUCACGGGCAUCUUCUGAUAUUUGGGUUUGGAUGCAGCAAGCCAUAUGAAAAGAUUCCUGAUCAGAUGUUUUUUCAUACUGACUACCGACCACUGAUAAGAGAUUCCAAUAACUAUGUCUUAGAUGAGCAGACGCAGCAGGCGCCUCAUCUUAUGCCUCCACCAUUCUUGGUAGACGUGGAUGGAAACCCUCAUCCAACCAAGUUCCAGAGAUUAGUACCAGGUCGAGAAAACUCAGCGGAUGAACAUUUGGUUCCACAGCUAGGCUAUGUGGCCACAAGUGAUGGAGAGGUGAUUGAACAGAUCAUAAGCCUGCAUACCAACGACAGUGGCGAUGCAAGCCCAGAGUCCAGCGUCUUGGAUGGCAUGAUUAGGCAGCUGCAGCAGCAGCAAGACCAGAGACUGGGCGUGGAUCAGGAUGGGACUGCAAAUGGACUUCCCAAUGGGGAAGGGACACCCCAAAGAGGGAGUUUUAGACGACUGAGUUUAGACAUUCAGUCUCCUCCAAACAUCGGUCUCCGUCGGAGUGGGCAGGUUGAAGGUGUUCGUCAGAUGCAUCAGAACGCUCCUCGGAGUCAGAUUGCUACAGAGCGUGACCUCCAGGCUUGGAAGCGGAGAGUAGUUGUUCCAGAGGCACCACCCGGCAUGUUCAGGAGGUUGGAAGACAUUCGCAUAGAGAGAGGCGAGGAGGAGAGAAAUCUGUAUGUAAUAGGGAGGAAAAAGAAGACUUUCCAGCUCCCACAAAAGUCAAAUUCGAUGGUUUUGGUGUCCCAGACUAGACAACGGAAAUGUAGGCGUAAAUAUGCAAAUUAUAGUAGAAGAAACACUGACCAGUGUGAAUUAUCUUCUGGAAAUGAAUCUUUGGGCUCUGUUAGACACGAGACAUCUUGUGAUCAGAGUGAAGGUUCUUGUUCUUCAGAAGAUGAUGAGUGGAGAAGUGACAGAAGAAGUGGUAGUGACAGCGACAGCCCAAGUGAUUCUUCAUCUCAGUAUUCUGACUGGACAGCUGACACGGGGAUCAACUUGCAGCCUCCUCUCAGGAUGUCAUGUCGUCGUCGAGUAACUCGAUUCUGCAGCACUUCAGAGGACGAAAUGUCCAUGGAGAACAUAUCACCUCCUAAACGAAGGCGGGAAAGAAGGAAAGAAAGCAAACCUAAGAGGGAGAGUUUGCGAAAGAUGACUCCAGCAGAACUUGCAAAUAUGGAACACCUGUAUGAGUUUCACCCUCCUGUGUGGAUAACAGACACCACACUUCGGAAGUCUCCCUUUGUUCCUCAGAUGGGUGAUGAGGUGAUGUACUUCCGUCAGGGUCAUGAAGCUUACAUUGAAGCUGUCAGAAGAAAUAACAUUUAUGAACUGAACCCUAACAAGGAGCCAUGGAGGAAAAUGGAUCUUAGGGAUCAAGAACUGGUCAAAAUUGUUGGACUAAGGUAUGAGGUUGGACCACCUACACUCUGUUGCCUCAAACUAGCAUUUAUAGAUCCAGCAACUGGCAGACUGACAGAUAAAUCUUUCUCUAUUAGAUACCAUGACAUGCCAGAUGUUAUUGAUUUUCUUGUGUUGCGCCAAUUUUAUGAUGAAGCAAGACAGAGAAACUGGCAGCCUUGUGACAGAUUUCGAUCUAUAAUUGAUGAUGCUUGGUGGUUUGGAACUGUGUUGAGUCAAGAGCCUUAUCAACCCCAGUAUCCUGACAGUCACUUCCAGUGUUACAUUGUUAGGUGGGACAACACCGAGACUGAAAAGCUUAGCCCGUGGGACAUGGAACCGAUUCCUGACAAUGUUGAUCCUCCUGAAGAAUUGGGAGCAAGUAUCUCUGUCACUUCAGAUGAGCUAGAAAAAUUGCUCUACAAACCACAAGAAGGAGAAUGGGGCCAGAGGUCAAGAGAUGAGGAGUGUGAGCGGAUCAUCAGUGGCAUAGACCAGCUUUUAAACCUUGAUAUAGCAGCAGCAUUUGCAGGCCCGGUGGAUCUGUGCACGUAUCCCAAGUACUGCACAGUAGUAGCUUAUCCAACUGAUCUCUACACAAUUCGAAUGAGGCUUGUUAAUCGAUUUUACAGGCGGUUAUCUGCAUUAAUUUGGGAAGUCCGAUAUAUAGAGCAUAAUGCAAGAACAUUUAAUGAACCGGAAAGUGUAAUUGCAAGAUCAGCUAAAAAAAUAACUGACCAGCUUCUGAAGUUUAUCAAGAAUCAAGAUUGUACAAAUAUAUCGGAACUAUGUAACACUUCUGACAAUGAUGACGACGACAGUGCUGAUGAUUUGGAUGACAGUGAUCUUCCUAAAACAUCUUCUGGAAGAAGGAAGGUCCACAACUGGAAAAGGAGGAGUAGAGCCAGCGGCUGUAUUGAGAGUGACUGGAGGAGACAGUGCAAGGCCCUGCUUAUCCUCAUCUUCCAGUGCGAGGACUCGGAGCCCUUUAGACAGCCCGUGGACUUGGAUGAGUACCCAGAUUACCGAGAUAUUAUAGACACGCCAAUGGAUUUUGGAACAGUAAGGGAAACUCUAGAAGCCGGGAAUUAUGAUAGCCCUGUGGAGUUUUGCAAAGACAUUCGAUUGAUAUUUAGCAAUGCAAAGGCAUAUACACCCAACAAAAGAUCAAAGAUUUAUAGUAUGACCUUGAGAUUGUCUGCUUUGUUUGAAGAAAAAAUGAAGAAAAUCUCCUUUGAUUUUAAAAUUGGUCAAAAAUUCAAGGAGAAACUUCGUAGAAGCCAAAGAUUCAAGCAACGACAAAACUGUAAUGGUGCUGUUCUCGGUGACAGGAGCACGAGAAAUGUCAAACAGAAGCAGUUCAAAUCUCAGACAAAAGUAAUUCCACAGUUGAUGUGUCCUCCUUCUCAGUCUACCUCAAGUAGAGCACCUUUGUCUGCAGCCCGCAGGACAAGUGCUGGUGUCUCUUCAGGCUUUACUUCUGGGGACUCUUCAGACUCUGCAGGAUCGUUAGACAGAGCGAGAAGACACAGACCUGAAGUACUCAGGAGUGGUUCUGUGCUGUUUGGAAGUGAAAUGGAAGAUUUCUUAGCUACCUCUUCAUCUUCUUCAGCUUCAAAUAGUUCAGAGGAAAGCAAAGCGAGUUCUGGAGCUCAAGAAUGUUCCUUGCGCAGUGGUGUGUUGAGAAGCAGCAACCUCAGGGUGACCAGAACAAGAGCUGCUCGGAGGAAACCUGGUUCUGUUUCUUUAGAAAAUGGAUGUGGUAGAAAAGCCACUCGGAAGAGAGUCUAUUUAAGUGAUUCUGAUAACAAUUCAGUGGAAACAGAUGAAAGUCUGAAAAAUAAAAAAUGUGGAAGCAGCCGGAAAGUUCUGCGGAAGUGUGCUGCUGUUGCUGCCAGCAAGAUAAAGCUGAUGAGUGAUGCAGAAGAUUGGAGCUCAGAGAGCCCCUGCUCUGGGCGGAAGCUGCCACAUCGAAAUGCGUCAGCUGUAGCCAGGAAAAAGUUGCUACACAACUCUGAUGAUCAGAGCCUUAAGUCAGAGACUGAAGAACUAAAAGACCAGAACCAAGCAUUGUUGAUGUGCAGUCCCCAUACUGUCCAGAACAGCAUCAGUGACUCGGAGUCAGACAGUGACUUGCGAGUAGCCCGGAAGACCUGGAAUGCUAAUGGCUGCAUAUCCCAUACUGCAGCAACAUGCAAAACCAAAUCUCGUCCAAUAGAGUCUUCUGAGGAAGAUUCCAGAUGUCAUGGAUCUGAUUAUGGGCCCAGUAGCACUGCGGACCCUUCAACAUCUGGGCAGAAACUUAGGGCAGAUAGCAUCUCUGAGGAAGCUGACUCUGAACCAGAAAGCAGUGUAUUAUGCAAGAAUACACAUUUGUUUAAGAAAGCCAAGAUCUUGAGCGAUUCAGAAGACUGUGAGGAAAAGUGUGGAGAAAGGAGAGGCCCUGAAGUGGAAGGAAGCCCAGUUUCUGAAGCCUUGAGGGAAGCCAUUCUUGCUCCUCAGUGUCUCUCACAUCAUGGAUCUGAGACUGAUGUGGAUUCUGACAGCAGUACAGUGAGAGAGAAAUCACACAGCAAUGAGAACGAUUCUGUAUCACGAGAGAAUGGACAAAGAAAGAAAGUUUCCCGGAAAAGGUUCUGUUCCAGUGACUCGGAAAGUAAUCUACAGGUAACCCAGAAGUCACCCAACAAUCAAACCAGCCCCUCGAGGAUUACUCGAAGUGCUAGUAUGGCUACUGAUAAAAUGAAGCUCACAAGUGAUGCAGAAGAUGUCAGCUUAGAAAGCGUGUGCACUCGAAGCAAAAGGAGAAGGAAAAAGCCCGCUCGAUAUGCUUGUACCACAGCAAAGACUGCGCUGAGUAGUGAGGAGAAACAUGCACAUUGUGAAGUGCCAGAGGCACAGCCUGCCUGCAGGAGCAAGCUCCCUGAGCCUGAACACCAAGAUAGUACAGAGAAUGCCAGUCAGGCUGCAAGUACAGACUUGAGUUCUGAGGGGGGUUCCAGUUUUAAACAAACAAAAAGCAUACAGAACAGGCAAAUGGGCGGGGUCUGCAUAAGGCCACCUCCUAAAACCCAAAGCUCCUCUGCUGGGCCUUCUCAGGAAAACCCCAAAAGCCAAACCCUGGAUAGUGAGAUUAGCUUACCUUCUGAGUCGGUUUUGACCCAGAAAGCUACUGUAGAGAGUAACUUUGAAGAAGAACUGAACUAUGGGUUAAGAAGGUGGAAUGGCAGAAGGCUCAGGACAUACGGGAAGGCCCCACUCAGUAGGACAGCACAAGUUACUCCCAGUCUACAGGCCUCAGCAGAGGUCGGGGUGAAAAGGAGGAGAACGCAUCCUGAGGUAGAUGGUGAGGACGUGCCCGGACAAAUGGGGAGUUCAGGAUGCGGACCUGACACCAGUCCCAAGGCAUCGGACUUGGGGUCAGUAACUGACUCUGAUGUUGACUGUAGCGAUAACACAAAAACCCAAAGGAAGAAGAAAAGGAAAGGGAAAGCAAGAGUGCCUAGCAAAGGUAAACAACCCUCCGCAUCUAACCCGCCUAAAACUGCAAGACAUCAAAGACAGAGCAAGUGUCGUAGGCUAAGUGUGGAUGACAAUGACUGGGAGGAUUUGGACUAUGCAAAAGCUAAACGAGUUGUCCGGCGCUCAAAAAUAAAAACGAGAAACCAGGGUAGGAGAACGGUGAGGUACCACGAUGGGGAGGAUGGUAGAAGCAUAGAGAGCACACCAGAGCUCACUGACCGCACCUUACGGCCUUGAGACCCAGUGUGCUCAGUAGACUGACUGGGAUGUACUGUGAGAGCUGGCUUACAAUUCAGGGAAUAUAUUUAUAUUUUUCUAUGAAAAGUUGUGAAUGUGACUAAAUCAUGACUGUUACUUUUAUUUGCACUUGCUGGUUUUUGAAGCAGCAUUUCAGCACAGGUGCCAAAAUAUGCUUCAUUUUGGGGGCAGAUCUACUUUGACAGUAUUGACUACACACAGCAAGAGUUGGGAGACUGUUCAACACUAGACAACUGGGUUAUCCAAACCAGUGAGCAUUACUUUUGUGGUAGCAGUGUCACACAGUUAUUUUCUGAAUUUAUCCAAAAGUGGUAGUUUCUAAGCCCCUGCCAUGCAGUAGGAGAAAAAUCCAAGCGGCCUAUGUUUACAGAAUCUUGAUAAAUAUUAUGUGCAUACUGACAUUAUAAUCAUGGCAAGGGUAACCACGGUUUGUAGGCAAGUCACCUACCACUUUUUUUUUUUUUUUUUUUUUAAUUUUUUCCCUGGAGACUUGAGUUGAACACAUUAUACCCUAUAUAUCUGGUCAUUUUUAUUGACAUGGCUUCUACUCCCCCCCCUCCCCCAAAUUCUUGUCUUUUUUUUUUUUUUUUUUUUUAAGGAAAACCUGAUGACUUUCAUGUUUAUAAACUUGAAUUUAUAAAGUGUUUGUAAAUUAUUUUACAUGUUUGGAGUGCAUAUUUUAAAGGUCUAAUUUGAGAACAUAGUCAUAGUAUUUUCUUUUAGAUUGUUUACUGACAAAUUGUUGCUUUUUGUCCAAGAUCUACUUUCCAUUAGGAUUCACCAAAUUCUUGCUCUUCCAUAAUCUCACUCUGAAGUAGAGAAGUUUGUGUGCCUUAGAUUUAGGGAAAGUGUUCUUUAAUAAGAGUGCGUAGGGCUAAUGAUAUUUCAGUUCUGUGUAGAUUUCCCUUUGUCAAACUGUAGAGUUGAGAGUGCAGUUGUAAAUCCUACUUGUGUAGGGAAACAGCUUUUGUUGCCCAGUGUACCCUAAGCAUCCUUUGUUUGGGACAAGUGUGUGAAUCUUUGUUAUAUGGAUUCUGAGAUCCAUUUGAAGGGAAGUAUCACAUCAGCCCAUGCCCCACAGAACACUUAUUGUUAGCCAGGGUCUUUUCUUUAGUAGACUAUUUUUGGUCUACUGGUAUAGCUCUUCCAGUCAGUUUCUCCUUGAAAAGCUUUCCAUGAGUGAGAGGGAUUUGCAGUGUGCACACUUUUGAGUGCUUUUUGACUUAGUUGUACUUGGGUUCAUUCGCAAGCCACUCUUUAUCUCCCGUUUUCCUGAGGUGGCAGAUAAAGAACAGCACGUGCUGCUCUCCAGUGUCCCUUGGCUUUGUAUUCAUGUCUCGUGCGUGGACUUCAUUUGACAUGGUAGGCAGUCUGUAAGAGAUGAGAUGGUUUUGGACAUUUCCUCUGUCUCUCUUGGAUAGAGAAUUCUCUGCCAAGCUCCUUUCCAUAGGGCUCUCACUAGACGGAUGUGAGGGGCACAGACUGGGUCAGCUGUCUUUGACUAUUGACUGAAAAAGCAUUUGAUUCUUGUUAUGUUCCUCAGGAUUGUAACUCCAUGUUUAUCAUUAUCUGCAAAAAGGCACCCAAAAUCCACAAGUAUAUAUGACGUGCACGCUUUUACAAAGUUUGGGUUUUGUACACAGAGCUGUUGUCAUUUUGGGACUAAGUGUUAAGUGGUUAUUGGUUGUCUAGUCAGACGCUCCUUUCUAAGCCUUUGGUCCAGCUGUGUAGUAGAUGCAUGGUUCGGUUUCAUCAGAUUAGGGUCCGUCUGAGAGCAGACGUGGACCUGGUGACCUUGCUGUGUGGCUGACAGUGGCUCUCGGCUUGUGAGGAGGAAGAAGCGUCUUGCUUUCCUCCUUUUCUUUUUGGUCAUGGUGCUGUUUCUAACGUUGACUUUGAGUAUGUGACACACUCCUAAGUACCGUUAAGGAUGAUUAACAAUAGUUAUAAUGUUUACAUUGAGCACUAGGUGUUUGAAAUGCGCAGGGAUUUAAUGCACAGAUGUACUUUAAUGUUUAGGAUCAGUCUGUCUUUUUGAGAGAGUUAUAAGGUGAAUGUGAACUGGUCCAGAAGUAAGUGCUCUAGCUUCUGUUGCACUUGAAGUAGUUAGGGUGUACUUGCAAAAGGAGCCAUUUCCCACUCUAGUUUUGUAUGUCCAAAGUCUGUGAUUUUAUUCAUUCAUAGUUUUUAAAAGAAGUUUGAAGUAUUACAGGUUUAAUUUUUUUUAUUUCCUUUGAAAAGAUUACUAUUACCAAGCAUAUUAAGAUUAAAAAAAAGAUUUAAAGGAUUUCCCACUUAUAUCUUAUUUUAAAAGGUGUACUCACAAUGUGUAGUAAUUUAUGAAUAAAAAGAAAAUGUAUCCCAUUUUCAGGUAAUUCCUAGGGUGGUCAUUGUUUUUUUUUUGUUUUUUUUUUAAGUGGAAAACCUCUGGUUAAAUAAUGUCUGAAGUUAGUGUGAUCUUGGAAAUUGUGAUACAGGUCUCCUAGAGAAGUUGGUUUUGAGUAAGACAUGUUUUUGAAAAGCACUUCAAGACCUAGAACAACAAUGCAUCGGGUUUAUAAAUAGGUUCAUUCAACACCACUAGAGGGUUACAUUAUAGACAGGUUCAUACAGUACUGCCAGAGAGCUACACUGCCCACAGUCACAGUCACUAUGCCUUUGCCCUCAUUGUGGCUUUUGGGGUAAGGAUGGGUUCACACCACAGUCUGGGUUUCUGUGGUGCUCUUUUUCUUAAAUCACUGUACUGUAUGAUAUAAAAUUUGAUCACCUGGAUUUUACUCUCGCGUCACUACAAGCUGAAUGUAAUUGUGUCAACUGAAAAAGACAUCUGAGGUUUGUAACAGAGUAGAAUGCAGAACAUUAAAGAUGCACGAGAUGCUUUAUGUUCUUUCCCCUCCAGUGUCCUGAUUCUGCCAGAAACAAACUGACAGGCUUGAGAGAGGCUUUGCUUUGUCCUUCAGUGGUUGAAGUAACCAGCUCGAUUCUUUGAUCAUUAAACCAGCAUGUUUCAGAUAUCUUACAGCUAUUACCCAAGUCCAUGGGGUUUUCUCAUGGUGUAGAGAGUGUGCUGGAGUGUAAAGGAGCUUGGAGAGCCUUCCUCCUGUUAGUGACUACUGAAGCUUAGACCCUCAGCUUUGGCUGUGGACCCUGAUCAGCACCAUAGGUUUACAUCUGUGUCGGCCCACCCAGUGUUCUGUAAUGUACUGACCAAACCAGCUCUGCUAGAGCAAGGGGAACAUGAGGCAGUGUGCACUCUUACUUAACUGGGUUAGUUAUGAGUUCCACAUGCAGCUCAUACUGUCACUAAGGACUGAGGGUAAAGAGUAUGAUGCUGGGGUUGAUUGUGUUAUGUGUUCUUACAUCUUAACAUUUUUAAAUUCUUACAAGUGUUCUGAAGGACACCUGGGAAUUCUCAACAUUAAAAUUUUUUU
Mus pahari (shrew mouse) is the source of this 10524-nucleotide messenger RNA. RefSeq names its product bromodomain and WD repeat domain containing 1 (gene Brwd1). The record is from RefSeq and is a predicted model, not a curated record. The transcript has 41 exons. The coding region runs from base 284 to 7072 and encodes 2262 amino acids. Gene Ontology annotation, molecular function: protein binding. NCBI's taxonomy places the organism in Eukaryota, Metazoa, Chordata, Mammalia, Rodentia, Muridae. Gene Ontology annotation, cellular component: nucleus. Gene Ontology annotation, biological process: cytoskeleton organization; regulation of cell shape; regulation of transcription by RNA polymerase II.